This is a messenger RNA of Paramuricea clavata, 3495 nucleotides long. The record is from the annotation of a GenBank genome assembly. NCBI's taxonomy places the organism in Eukaryota, Metazoa, Cnidaria, Anthozoa, Malacalcyonacea, Plexauridae.
AUGCCAAGAACUAUGAUUUUACAACCCUUAUCUGAGACUGAGCUGGAUGAAAAUAUCGCAGAUGUAUUAAAAGGAGCUUUAGGACGAAUACGUUCGUUACUAGACACUAUUAAAGCAGAUGAAACUAUGACCUUUGAUGAAUUUCUUGAAAAGUUAGAUUUGUCGGAACAGCAAUAUAUAAAGUCUAUACGGCUUUCUCUUAAACAUAAUACUUUGUUAUUGAAACGAUCGCCAGCCGAGAUAAGAAUUAACUGCUAUAAUCCAAACUUACUCAAAGCUUGGCAAGCCAACAUGGAUAUUCAAUUUGUACUAGAUCCUUAUGCGUGUGCUGUUUAUAUCCUUUCAUAUAUUACUAAAGGUCAAAGGGGAAUGAGCAAGCUACUUCGUAAGGCAUGUGAGGAAGCAAAAGAAGGCAAUAAAAAUAUUGUUAACAAAGUGAGACAUAUUGGUAACAAAUUUCUCAAUGCUGUUGAAAUAAGUGCGCAAGAAGCUGCUUACUUAGUUCUACAGAUGCCUUUGAGAAGAUCAUCUCGAGAAUUCCAGUUCAUCAAUACAUCUGAUCCAGAUGAAAGAACAUUUUUAUUAAAAAGCAUGGAUAAAAUUAAAGAACUUCCUGAUAAUUCAAUUGAUAUUGAGUCAGACAACGUCAUUAAAAGGUAUCAGCGACGACCAAAGCAACUGGAAAACGUCUGUUUAGCAGAUUUUGUUGCGUGGUAUAACUGCAAAAGCGACAACAAUGAGGAGGGAAAGCUUAAAACAAACUCACCUUUCACAGAUGAUUAUCUUUCAGAGAAUAUUGUAUAUGAUAAUUUAGAUGAUGAUGUUUCCGAUCUGGAACAAACGUCUGAGAAGGAUGAAUAUGAAAUGAAAGGAGGAAUAAUGCUAGUGAAGAGACAAAAACCAAGAAUAAUACGAUCUGUAAGAUUUAAUAAAAACAAAGAUACAGAAAAUUACUGUAGAGAACAAAUAAUGCUUUACACUGCUUGGAGAAAUGAAACCACAGAUCUUUUGAAAGACUUCCAGACUUACCAAGAUCGGUUUGAAGUCCUCAAAGAUGACAUCGAACAAAACAGAAAGCAAUACGAGAAUCAUACAUUAGUUCUUGAUCAAGCAGUACAAAAUAUUGAAAGUGAGGAAUUUGGUAACAUUGUUGCUCCAAAUGCACAAUAUCGAGAUGAACAAGAUAAAGACAUUGGUUCAAAAGUGAGUGAAUUAUUUGGAUGCUUUGAUCCAGGAAAAGAUAAGCAACAUACUGAAUACGACUUAAUUAACGAUAUUGGUAUAUAUCCAAGAACAAAUGAUGACGAAGAACUUGUACUGAAGAGAUUGAAAGAUGCUGAUUUUAGAAAACUUGUGCAAUCACUUAAUGUCGAACAAAAAGAGUUUUUUUAUCAUGUAUUGAACUCUGUUAAAACUGGUAAGCUACCAUUAAGACUGUUUUUAAGCGGAGGAGCUGGUGUAGGCAAAAGUACUGUUACAAAUGCUUUGUAUGAAGCUCUUAUAAGAUACUUAAAUGCUCAACCAGAAAAUGAUCCUGACAAUGUCAGUGUUGUAAAAGUUGCUCCAACAGGCAAAGCUGCAUUUAAUAUAAAAGGAAAUACACUUCAUUCUGCCUUUAAGAUUCAUGCAAACAGAGGUUUUAAUUAUUGCACACUUGAUAGAGAUAGAUUGAAUACAAUAAGAUCUCAAUUACAGAGAAUGAAAGUUGUGUUUAUUGACGAGAUAUCAAUGGUAGGCAGUGGCAUGUUUAAUUUUCUUGACUUACGAUUGCAACAAAUUAUGGGAACAAAAGAACCUUUUGGUGGUCUUAGUAUAAUAACUGUUGGCGAUUUGUUUCAACUUAAACCAGUCUUUGAUCAUUGGAUAUUUGAGAACUCAAAUGAUGGCUAUACGGCAUUAGCGACAAAUCUCUGGCAACGGUAUUUUCAAAUGUUUGAAUUAUCAGAAGUAAUGAGACAACGAGAAGACAAAGACUUUGCUGAAAUCUUAAAUCGUAUAAGAGAAGGGAAACAUACUGAAGCUGACAUCGAAGUUUUAAAAAAAAGAAUUUUGAAUCUUAGUCCGCAACAUCCCCAUUAUCCAAUUAAUUUCACUCACCUAUUUAGUACAAACAUGGCAGUCAAUCAACACAAUCAUGACAUUUUUCAUAAAUCUACAAAUGAGAAGGUUGAGAUAAAAGCAAUUGAUAUUGUACUUGGAGAUUUAUCUGAUGAGUUAAAAGAAAGGCUUAAGAAGCAAAUCCCGAACGAUCCUUCUAAAACCAUGGGAUUGUACUCAGUUUGUUCUAUACUUAAAGAUGCAAAGUACGAUCUUACGACAAACGUGUCAGUCGUUGAUGGUAUGACUAAUGGAGCUGAAUGUAUAAUUAAGAAAGUUGAUUACAGAGUACCAGGUUCAUCAAGACCAAGUAUUAUCUGGGUUUUAUUCCAAGAAGAACACAUAGGAAAUGAUUAUCGCAAAGAAUACUCUCAUCUUUAUAACCAAAGUAUUAAUAGACAUUGGGUUCCAAUUUUAGAGAUCACAAGACAGUUCAGAAGGCACCAAAUGCAAGUUCUUCGCCGGCAAUUUCCUUUAAGACCAUCUGCAGCUAAAACUAUUCAUCGUUGUCAAGGAGAUACAUUAACUAAUGCAGUUGUUGACCUUCCAUCAUCUAAACGAGAACAUAUGCAUUAUGUUGCACUUAGCAGGCUUACAAGCAUCUCGGGACUGCAUAUUCUGAACAUGAAUGAAAAUAAGAUAGCUGUGAGCAAAAAGGUGCAAGAAGAAAUGGAAAGAUUAAGGCAAACAGCAACACUAAAAAGUCAUAUUCCUUUUCUUUAUAAAGAUACAAGUGAAACAUUUAAGAUACUAUUUCAAAAUGUAAGAUCGUUACAUCUUCAUGUUGCUGAUGUUGCUACUGACUACAAUGUAAAGGCAGCGGAUAUCAAUAUCUUUGUAGAAACUGCUCUAUGUAGUAACGAUAACAAUGCAUUAUAUGAGAUUCAUGGCUUUCAACUAUUUAGAAACGACUUUAUGCCACAUGGUGGAAGAAUACCUUAUGGAACUGCUGUUUACGUAAAAAAUAAUGUUCAACUUAUCUCAGAACCUUUAAGGUGUAAUUAUAAUAAUGUUGAAAUGACGUUACUAAAAGCUAACCAACCAGUGAACAAUUUACAUAUCGUAGGAGUUUAUCGCUCUACAUCAAAGGUGAAAAUCUCAAGCUUCAUAAAUGCAUUAAAACAUUUGCAUUCUACUUUUUUAAAUGACCCAGAUACUCCUGUUAUAAUUCUUGGGGACUUCAAUGUUAAUCUAACUGAAAAUACAUCAGAUAAAAAUACACUUUGUAAAUACUUAAUCGAAGAAAAGCAGUAUGUACAGCUUAUCAACCAAGUGACAACCGACUAUAAAACACAAAUUGAUCAUAUCUACACUAAUAUCUCUGAAAGAGUAAAAAAUAGUGGUGUUUUGGAGUCAUACUUUAGCGAUCAUAAGCCUAUAUUUGUAUCACUCAUUUAA